Molecule: messenger RNA, 513 nt
Organism: Symbiodinium pilosum
Lineage: Eukaryota; Dinophyceae; Suessiales; Symbiodiniaceae
Source: the annotation of a GenBank genome assembly
GCCCAGCUAGAAGAGAUCCAGCUGGUUCUGUCAGACUACGUCCAACGCUCUGGAGGCGUGGAUGUGGAUGAUGCGGUCAUCACCCGGAUAUGGGUGCCGAUAGAAGCACCAGUCAAAGAGGAGAAGGACGGGCAGACCCUGUCUUUCCGACAGCGUCUUACGAAUCGAGCGGCCAAGGAGGCAGUGGAGAUCUACGUUCCACUGGCGCAGUGUGCACGCUCCAUGAGCCUUGAGGUGCUUGGCUUGGAAGCCGUGGGACCUCGGCCUCCACCAGAAGCUGCCAAAGUUGCAGACAAGCCUGGGGAGAAGCAGCGUGAAAAGAAGCACCGAGAGGUACAAAGCCUCCGAGUGCGCGUGCGUGGCACAACAGAAGAGUUCCAGCUUCAGAAGCUGCAGCGGAUCCGCGCGAGCCUGACAACUCCGGGCUCUCAGGACGUGGAAUCCAGCGAGCUGAGCCGGCAUUGGACCAUUCGUCUACCCUGGGCUGAGGCCGCUAAGAAGCCUGUGGCUGAG